ACGUUCUCCCAUCCCGAUCAGGACCGACUCCCGCGUGCCUGGCAGUGCAACGAAUCAUUGGAGGACUCUAGGAUCUUUAUAUCUUAGGCCAGUCCCUGCGUUGCUGAUCUCCCACCUAGCAAAGAUUCAACAUGGCCGUACCAACACUCCGCAUUUUGAUCGAUGGUGACAGUGACAGAGUGUAUCGCCGAGGCGACAAGGUGACUGGAAGAGUGGCAUUCGUUACAGAAGAGCAGGAGCACAUUGAAUCUUUCAAACUCAUAUUCGCUGGCAGUUGCGUAACGAAAACGACACGGCGAGCCCACGACUCAAAUGCGAGGAACGACUUCGAGGAGAGAAUACGCUUCUUUACCCACGAGCGAGAGGUGGUGCCUCGCUCAACUCUCAGUCCAAACAAAUACUCAUGGUCGUUUGAGUUCACAUUUCCGGAAACGACACAACAAUCGUACAAACGACUCUCACGUGGUGCUCAUUACCUGCGAGAGCCACAUCCACUGCCGCCCUCGUUCCAGCUCAAAACCAGCAUGCCUGGGGGUGCGGCCCAGAUAUCGUACUUUAUCCAAGCACGACUCGUCAUGAGUGGGUCGAAAGAUGUACGGAAAGUGAAGCAACUCUUAGCAUAUCGACCAACCUCACGUGAGAACCUGCCCCGGCAACCCAGUCUCACCACCGGCAUCCUUUACGGCCAGGCAUGGAAGCCUUCUAGAAAAAGCGACCCUCGUUCAACCGUUGAUAAAGUCUUGCGACGGUCAGAGAGAUUACCAAGCAUUAUUCCUACCAUCUUCUACCCAGAAAAGAUUGCUCCGGGACAGCACAUUCCAAUUUCGAUAUCAUUACUCAACACCCGAGACCGAAUGAACGAGGCACAGGCAAAUUGCACGAUCGACUCUCUCUGCGUUACAAUUUCCACAUACUCGACAACCAUGUGCGGCCACACGCUGACUCAGCCCGAAGACAUUGUAUCCAAGCAUGUCAAGUGCAUCACAAGAGCCAACAUGGACAUAGCUGCCCCGUUCAACAAAACACGUGCAUUGACCUCCAACUUCCGCCUCGUCAACGAUGCAGAAUGCGUGCCCACCUUCAAAACCUACACCAUCACGCGCCGCUAUAUGCUAGGCGUGGUCGUGGGUCUCAAAUUCGGCGGCCAGCACUUCACCGUGCGCCACAGCGCGCCACUCGAGAUCCUCCCCCGCCCGAUCCGCUCUUCAACACAGCUGCUCUCGGAAGAAGACGAGGAAGCAGAGCCGCUCCCCAUGUACACCCCGAGGGAGCCUUCGAGAGAGUUCGCUCCGGACUAUGAGAGUAUUUAUGCGCUGUCGAGAUCCUCUUCUACGGAGGGUUCGCUCGCGAGAUGGUCGACAGUGGGCUCGAGUAACGCGUCAGCUCGUUCGAGGGCUUCAUCGGGCAGCUCCACGCCGGCGUUGGAGCCGUCUACACCAGCUUCAGAGGUCGAUGAGCCCAUGUACAGAACCCAGAGUGUUUCAGUGGGAUGAAACGCGUAUGGAUUAGACAAACUAGAAACCGGCAUUUAGACGAUGUGUGUUCGAUGUCGCCAUAG
This is a messenger RNA of Boeremia exigua, 1558 nucleotides long. RefSeq lists its product as uncharacterized. The coding region runs from base 132 to 1493 and encodes 453 amino acids. The transcript has a single exon. Lineage: Eukaryota; Fungi; Ascomycota; Dothideomycetes; Pleosporales; Didymellaceae. Gene Ontology annotation, cellular component: cytosol; cytoplasm; plasma membrane. Gene Ontology annotation, molecular function: protein-macromolecule adaptor activity; ubiquitin protein ligase binding. The record is from RefSeq and is a predicted model, not a curated record. Gene Ontology annotation, biological process: ubiquitin-dependent endocytosis.